Molecule: messenger RNA, 2300 nt
Organism: Cuscuta campestris
Lineage: Eukaryota; Viridiplantae; Streptophyta; Magnoliopsida; Solanales; Convolvulaceae
Source: the annotation of a GenBank genome assembly
CUUCACCAAUCUCUUUUAAGUAUCAAUAACUUCUCACUACUCACAAGAAAAAACAUCCUUAAUUACUUUCUUUUCUCCAAAAUAAAUAUAAUUAUUAAUAUUUGUUUUAUUAAUAUUAUUAGUAAUUAAGGUACGUAUGUAUAUUAUGUCGCCGUGUGAGCAGGAAACAGUAGAAAGGAGGUCUGCCAACUAUGCCCCUUCUAUUUGGACCCACCAAUUUAUUCAAUCUCAAACCAGUGAAUAUUUGGAUGAGAAAUAUGUGGAGCGAGCUGCAAAGCUGAAGGAAAGGGUGAGGGGUUUAUUGGUACAAAAAGAGGGGACAUUAUUAUUGGAUCAAUUGGAGCUUGUUGAUGUUCUUCAAAGACUUGGUUUGUCACACCAUUUUGACCAUGAAAUACAUGAAAUACUCUCAGCCUUGAACCAAAAACAUCACAAUAAUGAUAUGAGUCUCCUCUACCAAGCCUCUUUACUCUUUCGGCUGUCGAGACAACAAGGGUACCCUAUCUCCCAAGAGAUAUUCAAGGGGUUCAUGAAGGAAGGACAAUUCGAAGAGAGGCACAGAGAGGACCCCAAAGGACNACUGCUGAGUCUGUACGAAGCUUCUUACCUCAGCAUAGGAGAUGAAGAAAUAUUGGACAAGGCCAAAGUUUUCAGCACUCUUCACCUCAACAAUGGCGACGGCGAAAAGGAGUUGCCUUUGCAUUGGAUGAUUCAGAGGGUGGAGUCGAGGCGGUUCAUAGACGCGUACGAAAAAAGAUUAGCGACGAAGAAGAAGGAGAAGAAUUCAUGCGAGGUAGUGGAAGAAGAAGAAGAAGAAGAAAUUGUUAUUUUGGAGCUUGCCAAGUUGGAUUUCAACAUGAUGCAGGCAAUUUAUUUGAAGGAACUGAAAGAAGUGUCCAGGUGGCAUGAAGAGAUAGGGCUGGGUGAAGGGAUGGGGAUGGGGUCUUGCACAAGGAGUAGAGUGGCGGAGGGUUUUCUAUGGAGCGUGGGGUUUAUGGAUCAGCCACAAUAUGAGUAUUGCAGGAACAUUAUCUCAAAGAUCUCUGAGCUCAUUGCUGUCAUAGAUGAUGUGUAUGACGUCUAUGCUACCCUACAAGAAGCCCAAAUCUUGACUGAUGCCAUCACCAGGUGGGAUGUGAAGGCUAUUGAGGAGGAUGGGCUACCAACUUGCGUUAAAGUUUGUUUAUUGGCUCUCUUCAAUUAUGUUAACCUCAUCGCUUAUGACGUUCUUAAACAAGUUGGAAUUAAUGUUCUUCCCUACCUCAAAAAGGCCUGGGGUGACUUAGCAAAAUCAUACAUGGUGGAAGCAAAGUGGUACCACAAUGAAGAGAAACCAAGCCUAGAUGAGUACCUAGAGAAUGGGCUGGUGUCGAUCGGAGCUCCGGUGGUACUCAUAGAAGCUUACAUUGCCAUGGCCUCCGUGGCGGCGGCCAACAAAGAGAUGACACCGGCGAAAAUGCUGGAAGACUUGAACUACCUAGUGGAAACCCCCGAAAUUGUCAGGUACUCGUCCAUCAUAUGCCGGCUGUGCGACGACUUGGGGACGUCACCGGACGAGAUGGAGAGAGGCGACAUCCCCAAGGCGGUGCAGUGCCGCAUGAACGACACAGCGUGCCACGAAAACGAGGCCCGCGAGUUCAUUCGGAAAUUGGUGGAGGAGAAUUGGAUAAAGAUGAACAGGUCGUCAUGUGCUCUUUUGGUGGGGGGCGGCGGCAACUCCCAUUUCCCAAGGGAUUUCGUCACUACUGUCCUCAACUUGCCGCGGACUUGUCUGCUCUUUUACCGACACGGAGACGGUUACGGCCGGCCGGAGGGGACCACCAAGCAACACAUCUCGUCGCUCUUUUUCCGGCCAUUCGACAUCACCGCUCUUCCAUGAUUUCCCAUCGCCGACCGCCGGUCAUCUUUCUCAGCUCAGUUUGACUUUUUUUCAAGUUAAAGUACUUAAUGGAUAAAAUUGUGUCUGCUGCUGUUUACUACGUAGUACUUGUGUUUAUUUAUUAUGUAUGCUUGUGCUUACUGUCAAGACGCUGUACGUGGUACAUUCACUAUUACUACGUACUCCCUCCGUCCCAAAAAGAUUUACACCUUUCAAAAAAAUUGUGUCCCACAAUCUCCUACCCAUUUCUAUUAAAAAACCACUUUUACCCCUUACUUUUUCAAACCCUACCUAUCACAUCAUAUCUUUUUCCUAAUAAUCUACACAUCAUAUCCUACUUUUACCCAUCACAUCAAGGGUAUUUUUGGAAAGUCAACACAAAAUUAUCCCUCCCUUAAUUUCUACUUUAGUCAAAAUGGGU